Pyrgilauda ruficollis (rufous-necked snowfinch) is the source of this 1104-nucleotide messenger RNA. RefSeq names its product ganglioside induced differentiation associated protein 1 like 1 (gene GDAP1L1). Lineage: Eukaryota; Metazoa; Chordata; Aves; Passeriformes; Passeridae. The transcript has 6 exons. The record is from RefSeq and is a predicted model, not a curated record. The coding region runs from base 1 to 1104 and encodes 367 amino acids.
AUGGCGACUCCCAAUAAUGUUACUCCCACCAACUGCAGCUGGUGGCCCAUCUCGGCGCUGGAGAACAACGCGGGGAAAUCCACGGAGGGGGAGGAAAAUCACGACCCGACAGACCCCGCUCUCAAAUCCCAGGACAGAUUGGUUUUGUACCACUGGACCCAGUCUUUCAGCUCACAAAAGGUGCGGCUGGUGAUCGCAGAGAAGGGGCUGCCCUGCGAGGAGCGCGACGUCAGCAUGCCCCUGAUGGAGCACAAGGAGCCCUGGUUCAUGCGGCUCAACCUGGGCGAGGAGGUGCCCGUCAUCAUCCACAGGGACAACAUCAUCAGUGACUACAACCAGAUCAUCGACUACAUGGAGAAGAACUUCACGGGAGAGAACGUGCCACAGCUGAUCCCCGAGCCGGGCAGCCUGCUGCACUCGCGGGUGCUGCAGUACCGGGAGCUGCUGGACUCACUGCCCAUGGACGCCUACACGCACGGCUGCAUCCUGCACCCCGAGCUCACCACCGACUCCAUGAUCCCAAAGUACGCCACCACUGAGAUCCGCAGACAUUUAGCUAAUGCCACCACAGAUCUGAUGAAGCUGGACCAUGAAGAGGAGCCACAGCUAUCUGAGCCUUACCUCUCCAAGCAGAAGAAGCUCAUGGCCAAGAUCCUGGAGCACGAUAAUGUGAAUUACUUGAAGAAGAUCCUUGGAGAACUUGGGAUGGUGCUAGACCAGAUUGAGGCUGAGCUGGAGAAAAGGAAAUUGGAGUACCAAGGGCAGAAGUGUGAACUUUGGCUCUGCGGAUGCGUCUUUACUUUGGCUGAUGUCUUGUUAGGAGCCACCCUGCACCGCCUCAAGUUUCUGGGACUCUCUAAGAAAUACUGGGAAGAUGGCAGCAGACCUAACCUACAGUCCUUCUUUGACAGGAUACAGAAACGCUUUGCCUUCAGGAAAGUUUUGGGAGACAUCCACACCACGCUCCUCUCUGCAGUGGUACCCAAUGCCUUCAGGCUGGUCAAGAGGAAACCUCCCUCCUUCCUUGGAGCCUCCUUCCUGAUGGGAUCUCUGGGGGGAAUGGGAUAUUUUGCUUAUUGGUACUUAAAGAAAAAAUACAUCUAG